Molecule: messenger RNA, 495 nt
Organism: Haemonchus placei
Lineage: Eukaryota; Metazoa; Nematoda; Chromadorea; Rhabditida; Trichostrongylidae
Source: the annotation of a GenBank genome assembly
AUGUUCAUCUAUCCUUUCCUUGUGACUGCUAUUUCUGCAGCAUACAUCAGAAGCCAGGGAGUGAACAACGGCGAAACACCCGGUGCACCUGGCCUGCCCGGUUCUCCUUCAAGCCCGGGUACAAACAUCCCAAUGAGCGGAGCCCCGAACUUUCCAUAUGGAUAUGGACCAAAGAAUGGAGGAUUCUAUCCAUACGGAUAUCCUCCAUGGAUUGGGAACUACCCUCCGUUCUGGAGCUCUCCUAUGGGCGACGAUCACCAUCCAUUUGGAUACGGUCCGUAUAGUGGAGGAUACUAUCCCUAUGGAUACGGACCAUUCUCUGGCGGAUACUACCCAUACGGAUAUAAUCCUACGAGUGGUGGAUUUACUCUUUACGGAUAUGGCUUGUUGGAUUUUUCCUCUGAGCUUGGCAAAGGCUCUUCCCAAAAUGGAGGAGGCUUACCGGCUAGCGAAGUUCCAUCGGUUGGAGGGUUUGGACUCAGCAAUGAGGAAUGA